AUGCGAGACAAGCCUGGAUUUGAACAUCUGAACGAGCCUCUGCAUGUUAUUGUGGAAGCGGAGCUUCCAGCGAAUGUUGUUGACGCGCAGCUUGCUCAAGCGUGCGAAAUUCUUCAAGAGCUACUCAGGCCUGUGGACGAAACUCAUGAUGUGCCUACGUGCCUCUGUUUGAGGGCAAAUAUCAUGAUGCUUUUCAUCAGCACAGCAUGCUGGAGCUGGGGAUAA
Closterium sp. Naga37s-1 is the source of this 225-nucleotide messenger RNA. Lineage: Eukaryota; Viridiplantae; Streptophyta; Zygnematophyceae; Desmidiales; Closteriaceae. The record is from the annotation of a GenBank genome assembly.